Molecule: messenger RNA, 6233 nt
Organism: Pyrgilauda ruficollis (rufous-necked snowfinch)
Lineage: Eukaryota; Metazoa; Chordata; Aves; Passeriformes; Passeridae
Gene: MAPK13
Product: mitogen-activated protein kinase 13
Exons: 14
Coding region: 1447-2544 (365 amino acids)
Biological process (GO): MAPK cascade; protein phosphorylation
Cellular component (GO): cytoplasm; nucleus
Molecular function (GO): ATP binding; MAP kinase activity
Source: RefSeq, a predicted model, not a curated record
ACUCUGCUGCCAUGGGGCUUCUUGCCUGUUUUCCCACAAUUCUAAAGUUUCCUGUUUGAUUUGGUCACAGACUUAACUCAUCUCAGUAGAGCCCAGACCUGCCCCAGCCAUUCAGGACUCCCUAAUUGCCUGUGUGUGCACCAGCAGCUGAGCAAGGGCUGUGUUCAUCAAACAACCCAGGAGUUACAUGUUUGCUUAAGGACCAGGAGCUUUUGCUGUGCCACCUCUUGCUCACAGGUGUAUUUAUAGACCCAGCCAAGCUGUGGAUUAUUUCCAGGCUGUGCUGCUGCUGCAACCAGGGCUGAUUACACAGAUUCUGCCUUGUCCCUGUUUGUGUUUAUGAACAGCAGGCUCUGCUGGGCUGCUCGAAGAGCAUAAGGGCCAAUGCAGUGGUUGCACAUAAAGUGAAUUUUCCCCACCCCCUUGAUUGUCCUGUAGGGACACCUUUGCAGUGCCCUGUGUGGAAGGAGCAGAGGCUCUAGGCAGGGUGGAGGGCUGCUGGGGUAGAACACAGUGCAAGCAGCUAGGCUGGCUUGGUAAGGCUCGGCUUAGUCACUUCCUUUGGGGAGUGGGGAGGAUGCACCUCCUGUGUGGGAGCCCCACCUGAGCCUCCUCGUGCUGGAGCGAAUUUUGAGGUGCUCUCUGCUUACCAGGAAUGGUCCUCGUGGGCUGGGGGUGCUGGGCUGGUUGGUCACAGACACGGCAGUGAGCACGGGCUUUGCUCUGUCCGAGAAGAGCCGGGAAGGGCUGAGAGCUGCUGCAGGAGACAAAACCGCACCCAGCAAAGCCUGGGGCACAAACCAUGGGGAUGCUCCCAUCUCAGAGCUGCUCCUGGAACCCUCGCAGCGCUCACUUGGAGAACCUCAGCCUACUUUCAGCACCUCCCCACGCUGCUGGGAAGCCGGGCUCGGGAGAAAAUCGCCAUCGAUGUGACCCCGUGGUGUCCCUUGUCACGAGCUGUCCGUCGCCUUCGAAGGGAUGCCCCUGGUGUCUGACGCGAUGCUGUCUGUGGCUCGUCAUUCGGAUUCCCCGGCUCGGCGAGUCCUUACUCAUCCCCUUGUUUGGAGGAGGGAUUUCGUGAGCCCCUGGCCGAGCCCCGUGAGGAUAUUUCUGGGCUGAUGGAGCAGCAGAGCGGGAGCUGUGGAUGACAGGGGCUGGCAGAGGCGUGCCCGAGCGGGGCUGGCUGCUCCCGUCCUGCCGCGGAGCCAGAGGCACCUGUACCGAGGCGUGUCAGGAAACCCGAUGCCUCACCUCUGCCAAUGUGGAGGCGGAGGGAGGAGGGCCCAAAGACAUGUCCCUUCACGCUCGCAACAGCUGAAAACAGAGAAGGAAACUCGCUAGAGCCUUUUUCAGCAGCGCAGGAAGCCUCCCUGUCCCGCUCUCACCCCAGAAGCCCUCCCGUACUCCACUACUCUGGGGGGGUGGCUGUCCCGCACCCGUCGGGCGAUGAACAUCGCAAGGAGAAGAGGCUUUUACAGACAGGAGGUGAACAACACGCUCUGGGAGCUGCCCAGGAGAUACACAUCCCUGCACCCGCUGGGCUCCGGGGCCUACGGCUCCGUCUGUUCAGCCAUAGACAAGAAGACGGGGGAGAAAGUGGCCAUCAAGAAGCUGUGCCGCCCCUUCCAGUCAGAGAUCUUUGCCAAGAGAGCCUACAGAGAGCUGAUGCUGCUGAAGCACAUGCAGCAUGAGAAUGUCAUUGGGCUGCUUGAUGUCUUCACCUCCACUGCCUCCUACCAGGGGUUCCAGGACUUCUACCUGGUGAUGCCAUACAUGCGGACAGAUUUACAAAAGAUCAUGGGACAUGAAUUCAGUGAUGAAAAGAUCCAGUACCUGGUCUACCAAAUGCUGAAAGGGCUGAAGUAUAUUCACUCAGCUGGCAUCGUCCACAGGGACCUGAAGCCAAGUAACCUGGCUGUGAAUGAAGACUGCCAGCUGAAGAUCUUGGAUUUUGGCUUGGCCAGGCAGGCUGAUGCUGAGAUGACUGGCUACGUGGUCACACGGUGGUACAGAGCCCCAGAGGUCAUCCUCAACUGGAUGCAUUACAACCAGACAGUGGAUAUCUGGUCUAUUGGCUGUAUCAUGGCAGAAAUGCUGACUGGGAAAACACUCUUUAAAGGAAAAGACUACCUGGAUCAACUAACCCAGAUCCUGAAGGUAACAGGGCAUCCAGGAGAGGACUUCUUGGAGAAGCUGGAGGACAAAGCGGCAAAGAGUUAUAUCAAGUCCCUUCCUAAAAUCCCCAAGAAGGAUUUGUCUGUGCUUUUCCCUAAAGCAAAUCCUCAGGCUGUGGACCUGCUUGACAAGAUGCUGCAGCUGGAUGUGGAAAAGCGCCUUACAGCAACAGAGGCCUUGGCUCACCCCUACUUCGACCAGUUCCGAGAUAUUGAGGAGGAGACAGAGGCACAACACUCCUAUGAUGAUUCUCUGGAACAUGAAAAGCUUUCCAUAGAGGAGUGGAAAAAGCACAUUUACAAGGAGAUCUUGACCUUCAGUCCCAUUGCACGGAAGGAUUCAAAGAAGAGAAGUGGGAUGUCAUUAUAGCCAUGGGUGCAGCUGUGGCUGGGACUCAGUUCUCCCUGGUGACAUCAGAUUCAUUCCACACUGCGUUGCUGGUGGCCAACUUUUGGCCUGUGGGACCUCUCUCUAUGUGCCAACACAAGGAUGACACGGUGCUGUGGGCAUUGGACUUUGUUCUUCUAAAGGGGAAGCACCCCAGACAGUUUUCAACAUAAAAAACAAAUAUAUUCUUGUUGAAACUUUAAGUGAGAGAAUUUUACCUCAUGUUUCCUUUUAUUUUUUUCCUGUAUUUGUCCACUUGAGAGAGGAGGUGUUUCAUUCUUUCUCAUUAGUCUUUUCAAGCACAGAGUUUAGUACAUUAAUUAUGGAUGUGGUAAAGAAAAAGGUAAAAUUGACUAGGAAGUGAGUCCUAAGCAAAAGGAUCAGAAAUACUGAAUUUCAGCAUAACAAGACCUUAAGCAAUCUCACUCUGGCUGUGUCCUGCUUCCCUGAGCAGUCACAGAGCACCCAGCAGAGCAAAGCUGCUGGGAGAGUGUCAGCUCCAGGGCACCAAGGGAUCAGCUACAAACUCAUCCUCUCAUAUUAUACUGCUCAGCUGCUUCCCCUCCAAAGAGCCACUGCCUCUUUUUAUUUUUGUUUUUCCCCUGUUUAUUUAAUUCCCUGGGAUUUGAUCAGUGCUGUCUCCUCCUCACUGCAGGCAGCAAACACAGCCUGGGAAUUCGAAGCCACUUCCCACAGUGACAGACUGGGAGUCCCAAGCAGCUGGACAAGUGACUUUGAAUAUGGAGCUGCAGGACAUUUUCCAGCCUGUGCUGAAACUGGAGUAUCUGCAGAUCCACAGCUUAUCAAUACAGUCACUUGAUAGCACAGGCACAGCUGCUCGUUGUGAUAACACCUUUGACUGCAACACCUUCCCUAGGGUGAUCAGGCAAGCUCAGCCAAUCAUUCCAAAGUCCAUCCCAAGGGAUAUGUGCCAAGAGCCAAGGGCCUUCUCUGUAUCAGAGCUCAGAGCACAGAGUCCCCAGGACUAGAGAAAAGUAUUUGACCUCAGUUAUAUUUGAUCCCUCUUCUAUAGCUGCUGACUUAUUUUGGUUUGGUUUAGCCAGGUUGGUUGUUUUCAGUACUCUCUAAUUUUCUUCUUAAGCAAUGUUCAGUUCUGCUGUACAGAUCAUAAGUAAGAAAAAACUGCAACAUUUCCAGAAUUUUCUGAUCUCUUUUCUCCACUGGGAACUGGACAGUGAUGUCAUGUUGCUUGGCUGCCUCCCUGCUGCAGCUCAUGGCAUGCAGCACUGGGGAUAACCCUGCAGCGACUGCAGCUUUUUGAUAGGAUGGUGUUGAUGUUUGCCUGCUGUAGCUGCACAGAUGGUCCAUGAUGAUAAGAUGAGGUUUCUUUUGGCUCAUAUCUGUCUGGGUCAUGUACAAGGCCUCUGCCCCACUCCUCUUUUUGGUAGGGACAGCGAGCACAGAACUGUUGUGAUGUGUCCUCAAUUCCGUGGAAAUUCAAUGUUCUCUUAUGCAGAAAGUCAUCUCUAAAGUCAAAGGCAUCUGUUAAGGCCAGAUUCAGACAGAACUCAUGAACCACUAAAUGGGAAUGCAGGGUAUUUCUUAUCAUCUUGUCCUCCUUCAAAAGGGGAUAGGUAGACCUGAAGAGUCUUCUGUCUCAGUAAUGAUGGCUGAAGGAGAAAACAUCUUCACAAUAAAGGAAUGUACUGAGCAGUCUGCUGGGAGUUGAAAAGGGACUUGGAUAGUUGUAAAGAGUAAUUUAAAAUGCCCUUUGUGAAUUGUCUGAGCAGAGGACAAGCAUGAAGAGGCACUGGGGACAUGGGAUACAAAUAGGUGUGAGAAGAAUUCUGCAAACGUCAGCCUCACUUGUUUUAGGGACAGCACAUAAAGGCUCUUCAGCAUCAAUCUUUCUGCUGAAUGCACACCCAGUUUCAGGGACUGGGUUUCUGGGUUUCUUGGUAGGUUUACACUUACCCUGAAUGCUCUGAAAUUGCAAGAGCAAUACCAACAGCUGCUGUGUGGGCUCCAUGCUCUGGUUUCAUUCAUUCACCCACCAACCCCAUACACUGACAGAACUCUGUGCAACAGGAUUACCCAAUACCCCAACAAAUGUGGGGAGCAGGUGCUCUGUAAGCCCAGAACCCUGGAGGUGUAUGUAUAUUUGGUUUUUUGUGGUAUGUAUCAUCCAAGAACUCAAAAUAGACAGUAGGAAAUGUAGCAGGUUGGUAGUGGAAGGAGUAUCUGUACAGACCAACCAUCCCAGUGCUGCUGUGGCAUCUGAGGACGUGUUUCAAUGAACAGCAAGGAGAAGGGAGAGGUGGGGGGAAAUUCUAUUGACAUUUCCUGAAAGAAGUUUGAAAAACACCUGCUUGACAGAGCCAGUGACUCAGGCCAAGGCUGGAAUCCUUCAAAAUCAGCACCAGAACUGAGAGGGGGUGUGUGACCCUGACAGACACUCUGAGAGAAAAAAAGACAAGAAAGAUUGAAUGAAGACCAGAAUAGCCACUACUGAUUUGCUUUCCCCCCAAAAGGGUGGACACUCGCUGCACUAAUUGUGCUUAUCAUGGAAUCAUUCAGCUUGGAAAAGGUCAUUAAGAUCAUGGAGUCCAAAUCUACACUGAAAAUGUCACAGUUUCCAGGUGAAUGUGGUUUAGGGGAUGUUUUGCCUGAUUUCUCUCUACAAGGCCAUUUCCUGAGCACAUGAGCUUACACAGCUUUUAAUGUGAUGUUCAGCUGGUGCUGGCUCACAGCUGAUUCAGCCAGCUCUCCUUUUUUUUGUUGGAAUGCACUCCAUUAAAUAAUACUGAAGGGUUAGGAUAUUUGCAACCCUCAUUGAUUUGCUGUUACAUGAAAGUGAGUUAACUUCUUUUAGCCAGGUUUGGCUGGAAAAAUAAAAAUUCUCCUGCCAUAAACCAUCAUUUCAGAUCUGUCUUAAGAACAUGCCAACCAAAAAAAAAAAAAAAGCUGUAAAAUUAGAAGACAUUGAGAUUAAAAAAAUAAGGAGCACUGAUGAGGUAGUGCUGGGUGCUUGUGUAACCCCUCUGAUGUGAGGCUGAAGAGGGUUAUAAAUAGAUAAGUAAAAUUCCAGUGAAAAUACAUGGCAACUGAGGCUUAUCACUUUUGAGAUAUCAGGUUUUAACCUUUCAUGCACAAGGCACCUGUUUAGCAAUUGCUCUGAUUUCAGCAGUUCUGAAGAAAACAGCAGCAGAACAAACAGCCAAAGAGAGAUACAAACAUAAGUCAGUUUUGAGGCUUAAUAAAUCAACAAAGAAAAAGGUCAGCUCUCAAUUCUAAACAAUACUUCUCUUCCCUUUUUAGAUGGUGAUAUUAUGCAAUACUCUGCGCAGAGUGGGAGGUGGAACACACAUAUGCUCAAGUAUGUGGCAUGCUCUAUAAAAAGUAAGUGUGGGAGCCUCUGCAAUUCCUAUCUCAAUUCUUAUCUCAGUUGCUAACUCAACUUCUUCCUUGUUCAAUCCCCUCAAUCCCUCUCUUGCUUGUCCCUCCAGCCUGUCACACCUCUGCACGUGAAGAGGCCAUCUGGACCUGAAAUAUUGGCCUACAAAAUAAAUACAGGCUCUUGCUAUUUACAUGGUUUGUUUCAUGUUGCUUGUUUAGACUAACUGUGGCAGGCAAAGGUUCUCUGGGAGUGUAGUUGGACUCUGGCACCUGACCACGCUUCAGGGUGUUUCCUGGGACCCCACGCCUCCUGC